Messenger RNA from Mizuhopecten yessoensis (Yesso scallop), 2409 nucleotides. Its product is annotated as elongation factor 1-alpha 1-like. Gene Ontology annotation, molecular function: GTP binding; GTPase activity. The record is from RefSeq and is a predicted model, not a curated record. NCBI's taxonomy places the organism in Eukaryota, Metazoa, Mollusca, Bivalvia, Pectinida, Pectinidae. The transcript is spliced from 9 exons. Bases 86 to 2278 code for a protein of 730 amino acids. Gene Ontology annotation, biological process: translation.
UUUGUUGUUUGUAUUGCAUUAAUUGUUACCAAAAUGACGCAUACUGGUAUGAAGAUCGUAACAAGAGUAACCAUUUGGAUUUACGAUGGAAACUGACAACGACACUGACCAGAAUACGAUCGACGACAGAGCCGUAAGUGGUAAAACUCAGCGGACACCGAGUGUGACGUUUGGAGGGGUUCAUAUGCUGGCCACGCCGGAUCUUACCGACCCUCCGAUACCAGAAAACCACGACUACGAACCCACAAGGACUCCCUCCGGUAUUCUCCGCAAAUCCAGUGUUCCAAUGGACGGCGGGAUUCCAGCCACGUCUAUCAAUGUCCAACCAGCCACGCCCACAAUAGACACCACGAUACCAAAACGGGCAGAUGAAAACAUGGCGCGCGCACACUUAACAGAGGAGACUCCAAUGCUUCCGGCUAGGCCGACAAACAGAAGCAAAAUAGAGAAGUCGUUUGUUAAUUUCGUUGUGAUUGGUCAUGCUGACUCUGGAAAGUCUACACUGAUUGGACACCUUAUGUAUCUAUGUAAAGGUAUCGACAAAGAGACAAUGAACAGACUAGCGCGUGAGGCUGACCUGGCGGGUAAGGCAUCGUUCAAGUAUGCCUGGGUCAUGGACAAGCUAAAGGGAGAGAGACAGAGAGGGAUUUCUAUCGACAGUAAACUACGGCGGUUCGAGACUUCGAAUCAUUAUGUCGUCAUCAUAGACUCCCCGGGACACCGAGACUACGUUCACAACAUGAUUACAGGCGCAUCACAGGCGGAUGUAGCUAUACUGGUGGUAUCAGCGGAGAAGGGCGAGUUCGAGCAGGGUGUAAAGAGGAGGGGCCAGACGAGGGAACACCUACAGGUGGCCUACUCUCUGGGGAUCAAACAGCUCAUCGUCGCCGUCAACAAAAUGGAGACCACGACACCUCCAUACAGCGAGAUGAGAUACGCUAACGUGAUCAAAGUGUUGUCACCGAUGAUCAAGAGGGUCGGCUUUGACCCAGAUGCUGUAGCCUUCUUACCAAUAUCAGCCUUUGACGGCGACAAUUUGGUGACAAAGUCUGAGAACAUGGAAUGGUUCCACAUGUGGCGCGUGAAGAGAGGUUCCGGUGGAGCAGGGGGCCACACACUUCUAGAGGCGAUGGACCAGGUGGACAUCCCUGUCCGGAUGCAGCACCGCCCUCUCAGGGUCCCGAUACACUCCGUAUACAAACUGGGCGAUAUCGGUAUAGUGACUGCCGGGAGAAUACAUUCUGGAUCUCUCAAACCAAACAUGCCCGUGACCUUUGCCCCGAAUGACAUCAAGGCCAAGGUGAGGGCAGUCCAGGUGUUCCGUGAGGUGAUGACGGAGGUUCAGGCCGGAGACAAUGUCGGGAUACAGAUAGAGAACCUCGGACUGAAGGAUGUCAAGAAAGGAGACGUGUGUGGGGACCCGGGGGACGGCCCACCCAGGAAAGUCAGCAAGUUUACCGCCCAGAUCCUGGUGUUGAACCAUCCUGGUCAGAUAAAGAAAGGAUAUACGCCUCUCCUCAACGUUCACACUGCCAACGUAGCCUGUAAGUUCGUCGAGAUUAAAGAACGAUGUGACCGUCGAACAGGAGAGAUGGCGGAACAAUCACCCUCUUGUUUACGUCCGGGUGAAGUGGGCGUGGUCGAGAUGGUGCCAAUGAAGCCAUUAUGUAUUGAAAGUUUCUUUGAUUAUCCGUCCCUUGGCCGUAUCGUCAUCCGGGACCUAAAACAGACAGUGGCGGUGGGUGUAGUCAUAGAUGUGGACGGUAGGUUAAUACGUACAGACGACGUUAAGAUGAAAGGUCAAGGUCGUUUUGCGUCAAAUAGUUUCGGAGCGGAGUUAGAUAAUGUCACUCUCGGACCAGAAUCUCGGCCAGUAACGGCUGGGGAUCUCCAAAUUGUGAAAACAGGUGGAAUGGAGGCGGCCCAACCAGUCGUAAUCAGAACUGUUCAAGAAGAUUCAGAACAACUUGAGAUGGUCGCAACUGAUCAGGACCAAGCAGCCUUGACCGAUGACAGUAAAAUUGAUGGUCUGGUGGCAGAAAAGGUUACGUAUCGGACCGGGUCUGGAAAACUGGAUCCCCAAACUGUGAAAACAGAUGGAAUGGAGGCGGCCCAACCAGUCGUAAUCAGAACUGUUCAAGAAGAUUCAGAACAACUUGAGAUGGUCGCAACUGAUCAGGACCAAGCAGCCUUGACCGAUGACAGUAAAAUUGAUGGUCUGGUGGCAGAAAAGGUUACGUAUCGGACCGGGUCUGGAAAACUUGAGUCCGAGUUGUGAUGUAUAUUUGAUUGUCUUGGAACUUAGUUAUUGAUUUAUAAAAUACAACGUAAUCAAAUAUUAAUAUGAUACUGUACAAAGGUUAUGUAUUUUGUGUAAAGUUAUACAAGCACGAUGUGUGAAUUCAUGUA